Messenger RNA from Andrographis paniculata, 2781 nucleotides. RefSeq names its product peroxisome biogenesis protein 5. NCBI's taxonomy places the organism in Eukaryota, Viridiplantae, Streptophyta, Magnoliopsida, Lamiales, Acanthaceae. Gene Ontology annotation, biological process: protein import into peroxisome matrix, docking. Gene Ontology annotation, molecular function: protein binding. The transcript is spliced from 15 exons. Gene Ontology annotation, cellular component: cytosol; peroxisomal membrane. Bases 323 to 2545 code for a protein of 740 amino acids. The record is from RefSeq and is a predicted model, not a curated record.
UAGGCGGCGAUGAUGGAAUUGCUCACAGCCAAACACGCCCCAAAGCCUAUCGCCACGCCAAUGGUCUCCUGCACCUAGGAGAACGAAACGACCAACCCCCCUCCCUUCCCUUAUCACAAAAAUCUUCCACUCGAUGCUAUUGUAGCCUCUGUUCACCGUCUUGUUCUUCUCCCACCUUCGUCUCGACGCGGGAAUUCCAUUCGUCGUAUGCAAAUUAUUGUGCAUCGGAUUGAUCGGAAGAUUUUAGGUGGCUGCUGCUGCUGCUGCUGCUGCUGAUUUGCAGUUGGUGGGGUCGGGAAUUCUUGACGUAUAGGGAGUUAAUAUGGCGAUGAGAGACUUGGUGAACGGCGCCGCCUCAUGCGCGGUGCCGGGGUCGAGUUCAUCGAACCCUCUCGGUGCUCUUGCCAACACUUUGAUGGGCUCCUCCUCCAAAACUCAGGAAAGGCUUAGAGAGAUACCUACUGCAACACCUACAGUUUCAGGUGGCAAUUUGUAUGGGGAACAGCCCUUGGCCGCCCUCCCGGGAUCAGAGCUUGAGCACGCACAGCAUUCCAGUGCACAGGGUUCAGAAUUUCUUCAAGGCUUCCGUUCUGUAGAUCAAAAUGGGUUUUCAGAUGCUUGGGAUGAGAUACAGAGGCCACAAAUUCCUCAGUUCCAGGGCAGGGAUGGUCUUCCUUUAGAGCAACCUUUUCAUCAACAGGAUUUAAUAGGACCACCUCAAAGAGUGUUGUCGAAUUUUUUGCAUUCAUUUAUUCACAGCAGCCAUGGUAGCAUGCCAUUUCGACCGACUUCUCUUCCAGUUUUAGGAUUAUCUGAAGGUGAUAAGCAAUGCAUACGCGAUCGUACUAGUAUUAUGGCUCGGCACCUGUUUGCAGACAGAACUGAAGACUUUAUUCAAUCACAGGUUAAUGCCCUUUUGUCAUCUUUGGAUAUUGAUAAUGAUGUUCGAGCUAGAGGACACAUUCCUGGGAGAUUUUCGGAGCUAGAGGAGUUCUGGAAUGAAUCACAAGGCAUGAAACCUGGGCCACAUGGUGUGGAUGGGUGGGUUUCUGAAUUUUCACAGCAUCAAGCAGCUCGUGGUGAUCCAAAUAUGUGGGUUCAGCAAUUUGAACGAAAACAUGGCGCUAAUGGUUGGGCAUCUGAAUUCGAGCAUGAACAGUCUCAAAUUGCUUCAAUUGAUCAAAUGAGAGGUUCAAGUAUCCCUAAUGUGGCUGCCAUGGAGCAGAGUCGCAUGCUUGCACACACACUAGCUCAGAACAAUGACCCAAAGUUUCAGAAUUCAAAAUUCCUUCAGUUUGUAUCAAAGAUGAGCCGUGGUGAACUCGCAAUUGAGGACAAUCAGUUUAAGCCAGCUGCAAUCUCCAAACCUGGUGACUGGGCAAAUGAAUAUGAGCAACAAUAUAGCGGAGGUCAAUCAUGGGGUGAUCAGUUUGCAAAUGAGCAGCAUUUGCAUGGACCUCAUGGCUGGGCAAAUGAGUUUGCUGCGGAACGUGAGCAGCACAGAGCGACUGAAGAUGAAUGGGCCAGCGAAUUUUCCAAGUUAAAUGUCAAUGAUUGGGCUGAGGAAUUUGAGCGUCAUGUUGCUGAUGGAACAUUUGCUGAUACUUCUGCUGAUAGUUGGGCAAAUGCAUAUGAUGAGUACCUAAAUGAACAAGUAGCAUUAAAGCAGAAAUCAGGAGCAUCGAGGGGGCUCUAUGAGUUUUCUGAUUUAAAUCCUUACGUUGGCCAUCCGAAUCCAUUGAAGGAGGGGCAAGAACUAUUUCGUAAAGGACUUUUGAGUGAAGCAGUUCUUGCAUUGGAGGCUGAGGUUAUGAAAAAUGCUGAUAAUGCAGAGGGUUGGAGAUUGCUUGGUAUAGCACAUGCUGAGAAUGAUGAUGACCAACAGGCAAUUGCUGCUAUGAUGCGCGCACAUGAGGUUGAUCCUACUAACUUGGAAGUUCUUCUGGCUCUUGGUGUGAGCCAUACAAACGAAUUGGAGCAGGCAGCCGCACUAAAGUAUUUGUACAGUUGGCUGCGCCAUCAUCCCAAGUAUGGGAGUAUUGCUCCUCCAGAUCAACCUGAGAAUCUGUAUUAUGGUGAUGUGGCUACACUUUUUAAUGAUGCAGCUAAACUGGCACCUGAAGAUGCCGAUGUGCACGUAGUUCUUGGAGUACUGUACAACUUAUCUAGAGAAUAUGACAGAGCAAUUGAAGCUUUCCAGACUGCUUUGAAACUCAACCCUCAAGAUUAUUCUCUCUGGAACAAGCUUGGUGCUACACAAGCUAAUAGUGUCCAAAGUGCUGAUGCAAUUUUGGCCUAUCAACAGGCUCUAGAUUUGAAGCCAAACUAUGUACGCGCGUGGGCAAACAUGGGCAUCAGUUACGCAAAUCAGGGUAUGUACGAGGAAUCAAUUCGGUACUAUGUCCGGGCACUGGCAAUGAAUCCAAAGGCGGAUAACGCCUGGCAAUAUUUGAGAAUUUCUCUGAGCUGUGCGUCGCGGACCGACAUGCUGGAAGCUUGUGAUUCGAGGAAUCUUGAGGUUCUACAGAAGGAAUUUCCCCUGUGAUGAAAUUACAACCUUGCUCAGGAGAAUCCAAAUACUCUACUCCGGCAGUCAGUCGUAUCUCCGCCGCCGCCAUCCACGCCAAGGAUGAACUUCACAGGUAUGACAUACGACGGGGAUACAGUCCAGGGAUUAUGAAUAAGCUUGAAAUUGACAAACAUGGUUGUUGAUAUGUACCAUAGAAAUGUUGGGAGGGAUUGAAAUUAAUGGUGCUGAAAAUUCAUUGCCUGUUUGCAAUA